UGUAUAAAUAGCACGCAGAUUCCACGUUUGGAAAAUUACGUGUACUAAUAUAAAUUUAUUUCAAAAUUGAAGCUUAACUAUUGUAUCAAUCAAACAGCUCUUCAAAAUUGAUAAAAACAGAUGCAUAGUUAAAAUGCAGGUAGAUGUUCUAGCCGUCCUUGGAUGUCUACUGGUGCUGAUAGUGAUUAGUUUGAGUGAAAGUUGUAAAGAACCAAGUGAGGAAACAUUAAGAGAAAUUCUCUACAAUAGUACCAAAGACGAGACCUUCUUCCCGUCCUACCUGUUUCCACAGAUACCGGGCACAGAUAUCGACACCAUGAAUGGUGAAGGAGGACGACAGAAAAUCGCCUUCUGGUAUGGUAAACGGAAGUGCAAGAGAAGACAGAAGAAAUCGGGCAUAGAAUUUAUGGAUAUUUCAACCUGUCCGUGGUAUUUGAUGAUUACUCAUGACGAAGAAAGGUUUCCCCGAACUCUUGGUACAGCAAGGUGUCGCUGCAAGAAGUGUUAUAAUGAUGCACAUGAACAACCCAAAGAUGUUACAAAUAGUACGUGUAAAGAAGUAUUUAUCACACAACCUGUGCUAAGAAAGAAUCACGCCUAUUCAAACGGUAACAAGGAAUGCACGUAUACAAGAUCUAACGAAAGGAUAGCCGUGGGAUGUACAUGUGUUUUCGUGCGAACAGUUAAAAGUGAAAAAAUAAUUAAUGGGAAACCGAAAUCAUAAAAUCAUGUAAAUUUAUUGUCAAUUGCUCAGGAACGUUUGAAACAAAUUUGUUCAACAGUUUUAUUUAUGUACAUAUUUAUGUUAUCGUGUAUUUGUUGUUUGCUCUUAUCCAUUUUAUUUUUGGACGAGAAUUUUUUAACACAAUUGUUGUAAUCAUUUACUUUGAUUAGUGUGUCCUUUCCUAUUCGAUUAUGUAUGUAAUUUAUAAUGUACGAUUUUUCAACAUAAAAAUAUGAAUUACA
Messenger RNA from Mya arenaria, 966 nucleotides. RefSeq names its product interleukin 17-like protein. The coding region runs from base 134 to 724 and encodes 196 amino acids. The transcript is spliced from 2 exons. Gene Ontology annotation, molecular function: cytokine activity. Gene Ontology annotation, cellular component: extracellular region. The record is from RefSeq and is a predicted model, not a curated record. NCBI's taxonomy places the organism in Eukaryota, Metazoa, Mollusca, Bivalvia, Myida, Myidae. Gene Ontology annotation, biological process: inflammatory response.